GCAUGUAGUUGAGAGUACUUGGUUUUGCUUUAGAGUGCAGACAAGCUAUCUGCUCAAGAUACUCAGUGUGUCUUUAGUACGACGUUAUCAUGUUUUUCAUUCGCCUCACGGUGUAAUAGCUGUUAGUUAUCGUUUAUGUGGCGUCGUUCAGUCGUAAAGGCGCGAGUGGGAGAUGACAACAGCUCCCACUUGGUGUGUUCACAAAACGAGCAGUCACUAGGUAGAAGCAAAUCCCGGAACUUGAAACGGUAGGAAGUGAGCUAACGUUAGCUAGCUUUUUGUUGACAGUGUGCUUGCUGUCAAACCAGAAACCGACCUAAGCAGAAGUACCCGGAGUUAGUUAGCUACCUACUUGGAGACUUCAGCCUGCCGUACUUUUAUUUGGGCCGAAUUUGGUUUGAAGUUCCCGUCACUUUUAACCACUUGUGGCUCUAGAAGAUGGCAUCGAGGGGAAGCUUCACGGGUCCUCCGAUGAAUCCGAGUAUGAGCCCCAUGAAUGUUGGGCACGCCGCGGGCAUGAGGAUGCAAGGAAUGCCCCAGCCUCCGGGGGGAUAUCCCAGAAGCAUGAGCAGCGUUCCCCAAUACCCCCAGCGCCCUGGGAUGCCAUCCAGCAGAGUGGGGGGCCCCAUGGGGUCAAUGGGGGGUCAGCUGCCUGGUCCCUCUUAUGGUAGCAGUAGCAUUCCCAUGCGGGCAGGCAUGGGACCCCCAAGCAUGGACGCCUCUAGGAAACGGUUUCUUCAUCACCAGCACCACCAACAGCAACAAGAGGCGCUGGGAGGCCUCAGACGAGGAGCAAAAAGGCGCAAGAUGGCUGACAAGGUUCUGCCACAAAGGAUCCGAGAUCUGGUCCCGGAGUCCCAGGCCUACAUGGACCUCCUGGCCUUUGAGAGGAAGCUGGACCAGACCAUCGCUCGAAAGCGUAUGGAGAUUCAGGAAGCCAUCAAAAAGCCCAUUAUGCAAAAGCGCAAGCUCAGGAUCUACAUUUCCAACACGUACACUCCCAGCAAACCCGAGGGUGAGGAGGCGGAGAAGGUGUCCUCCUGGGAGCUGAGAGUCGAGGGCAAACUCCUGGAGGAAGCUGGCAAGCAGAAGAGGAAGUUUUCAUCUUUCUUCAAAAGCCUGGUGAUUGAGCUUGAUAAGGAGCUCUACGGGCCUGAUAACCACUUAGUAGAGUGGCACAGAAUGCCCACCACUCAGGAGACGGAUGGUUUCCAGGUCAAAAGGCCAGGAGACGUGAAUGUUAAAUGCACCCUUCUGCUCAUGCUCGACCACCAGCCCCCUCAGUACAAACUGGAUCCACGGUUGGCUCGCCUUCUGGGUGUACACACACAGACACGAGCCAGCAUCAUGCAAGCUCUCUGGCUUUACAUCAAGAACAACAAGCUGCAGGACAGUCAUGAGAAAGAGUACAUCAACUGCAACCGCUAUUUCAGACAGAUCUUCGGCUGUCCACGCAUGAGGUUCUCUGAGAUUCCCAUGAAACUGGCGGGCCUGCUGCAGCACCCUGACCCCAUUAUUAUCAAUCACGUCAUUAGCGUGGAUCCCAACGAUCAGAAGAAGACCGCAUGCUAUGACAUUGACGUGGAAGUGGACGACCCACUUAAGGGUCAAAUGAACAGCUUCCUGUCUUCUACAACCAACCAGCAAGAAAUCGCUGCCCUCGAGAUGAAGAUUCAUGAAACCAUUGAGUACAUUAACCAGCUGAAGACCGAAAGAGAUUUCAUGCUGAGCUUCAGCAAUAAUCCACAGGAGUUCAUCAAGGAUUGGCUGAAGUCUCAGUCCAGGGAUCUGAAGUUGAUGACAGAUGUGACUGGAAACCCAGAAGAGGAGAGGAGGACCGAGUUCUACCAUGAGCCCUGGGUGCCAGAGGCAGUGGGCAGAUAUGUUUACUCCAAAGUGCAGCAGAGAAGACAAGAGCUGGAGCAGGUGUUGGGUAUCCGACUCACCUAAGUACAAUUCUAAAGGAGGCACAGCCACCUUAGGUUUACUCAUGAGUUGUUAAUGUUCCACUCAGCUGAAACUGGAAAGAAUUCUUUCACCUUUAAAUGUUCAGAAAGCCAUCGUCACUGACGCAAAGUUCGGGGACCAAAGUGAUGCUUAUAUGACCUUUAAUAAUAUCUUUGCCUUGUAGUAUCUGAUAUAUUGAGCCUGUUUAAAUAACCUUUAUCCUUUUUUUAUUUUUGCAAUAUGUUUUGUCUCUGGUACAAAAUGCUGUUUAAGCACUGGUGCUGUUUGGGUGUUUUCACUGUCACUUUGAGUGCUGUUUUGAAAGAGGUAUGUGUUUACCCUUACAUUGAAAAGCCAUAAUUUUUAGAUAAGAGUAAUGCCUGAUCUUCCUGGAGGCAUGGUAGAAUUAAGCAUUUCAUUCCAGUGUGUAUAAUACAUUUAAUGCUUUUGCAGCAUUUUUGAAAGUUGAAAUGAAACAUUCUGAUUUUGUGAAUGUUUACAUGCCGUUUUUAUUUGUUAGUGGGGUGAUUCGAGGGGAAGAGGAGCUGAGGCUCUUUAGAUUGGAUGGAUCCAUACCUUCAAAGAAAGUUAACUGCUGUUAAUAAUUUGAUAGGAAUGUAACUGCAGUAUGUCAGCUAAAAAAGGAAAAAAAAAGUGCCAAAAUAUUGUGUACAGUUUAUAGUUUCAUGAGUUAAAGCUUUGCUGUUUUGUUGACUUUUUGUACAUCAGUCUUAAAGUUCUUGAAACAUUCCUUUUUGACAGAUAUCAUUGUGCCAAAAUGUCUUUAGUGAAGAAGGCACAUAGAAUUUAAGAUGAGGUAAAAACGUUGUGUACAAAUGUUAUUUUUGUACAGCUUCUCUUUGUUAAAUGUUUGCAUGUUGUGUAUCAAUCAAAAGCCUUUAUCUUUUAUACAUUUGGAGUAUUUUUUACAAUAAAUAUACUUACAAAUG
Molecule: messenger RNA, 2897 nt
Organism: Haplochromis burtoni (Burton's mouthbrooder)
Lineage: Eukaryota; Metazoa; Chordata; Actinopteri; Cichliformes; Cichlidae
Gene: smarcd2
Product: SWI/SNF related, matrix associated, actin dependent regulator of chromatin, subfamily d, member 2
Exons: 13
Coding region: 439-1950 (503 amino acids)
Biological process (GO): regulation of transcription by RNA polymerase II
Cellular component (GO): SWI/SNF complex; nucleus
Source: RefSeq, a predicted model, not a curated record